AUGGCGCGCGGAGCAUUAAAAGCACCGUAUACGGCCUCAUCGGCCAAACCAUACGCUACCAAGAAAUCUAAGCCCAAGUCGAAAAACCGUCCCCAGGCUGGGGCCGCCACUGGAGCUCGACCCGCUCGUCCCCCUGCCCAGUCGACCCUGCCCGAACCAGACGACGCCUACACCUACCUCCCCUCCCUUCCUAAACGCCACCGAACAUCUACCGUCCAGCUCUCGCUUACCAAGGAUGAGGCUAUUGCGUCUGCCGGGCCAAGCAGGCGCCGUCUCCAGCCGGGAGAGGAGGAAGAUCCCGAGGAUGAUGAUAUGGAGGCGAGGAUCAGAAAGUUGGCGAUGCAGAUUGCGGACGAUGGGGAGGAGGGCGGCGUAGUAGAGAGUGAUGAGAGCGAUGUGGAUAGUGAUGAGGCGUGGGAGGAGGGAGGGAGCGAUGAGGAGAGAUGGGGAGAUGUGUUUAGGGAUUUGGAGCAGGGGAAGAAGGGGGGAAAGAAGGGGAAGGAGGUGGUGAAGAAGCCUGCUAAGCCUUUCACCGUCAACCUGGACGAGAGUGAAGACGAGGCUGUCCCGGCGAACAGUCGUAAGGCCGCUGCGGAGGCUAGCGAUGAUGACGAGGAGAGCGAGGAGGAUGCUGCCUCGGACGAGGGGGAGGAUGAUGAAGAAGAUGACGAUAUGGACGAGGAGGAAGACAAGGUCUCGCUGGCCCAGCUCGACGAUGAGGAGGACGAUGACGAAGAGGAGGACGAUGAUGAGGACGAAGACGAUCUCGCCGAGCCGGACCUCCCCUCGGAUCUCUCGGAUGACGAGGACGAUGCGGAGCUAGACGACCUCGACGCCUUCGUCGAUCAGCUCGCGAAUCAGGAUGCCAAGAAGCGCAAAGUGGAGUUUGAGGAUGAGAAGCCCGUAGAGGGGAAGAAGAGGCGGGUCUUGCCUGUUGCUUCGGGGCCGGCUGUAGGCGAUGGCGAGCAGACUUUGCGCAGCGAUGGCAAGCUUGACAUCUCCACCCUCCUCGCCUCCCACCCUUCCCUCGCUUCCGCGCGCGCCCUCCUUCCCUCUCAAUCCCGCCCCGGCGCCGAGGCCAGCAAAUCCGUCCUCAAAUCCGGCGUCCUCUCCGCGCCUCUCCCCACUGUCGUGCAAGAACGUCUCUCCCGCGAGGCAGCAUACGAAAAGACGCGGGACGAAGGCCAGAAAUGGUCUGGCGUCAUGAAGCGUGUCCGGGAGGCGGAGCAUCUCUCUUUCCCCCUCCAAAACACGAGCGGCGUGGAGCGCGGGUCGCUCAAGACCGGUGGAGAGAUGCUCGCCACCUUCAAGCCGCAGAACGAGAUGGAGAGCGCGGUCCAGAAGUUGUUGGAUUCGGCCAAUCUGACCGAAAAGGGGAUGACGGAGCUGGAGGAUCAGCAACUCCAGGGCCAGGAUCUUUCGGUGGAGGAGAUAGCGGCUCGUCGGGCGGAAUUGAGGAGGCAGAGGGAGUUGAUGUUUCGGGCGGAAAAUCGGGCGAAGCGUGUUGCGAAGAUCAAGAGCAAGACGUUUAGGAAGUUGGCGCGGCGGCGGGCGGAGAAGGAGGGUUUGUCGGUAGAGGAUAUGGAGCGGUUGGAGCCGGGGACGAUGGAGCGCGAGCGGGAAAAGAUGGAGUUGGAUCGUGCGAGGGAGAGGGCGACACAGCGACAUGGUGCGAAAACCAAGUUUGGGAGGGAGGGGAUGCAGGGCGAUUUUGGGAAUGAGGAUAAGCGGAAGGCUAGGGAGGAGAUGCUGGAUAUGAAGGAGCGGCUCAAGCGGCGGAUCGCUGGACAAGGGUCGGAUGAGAGUGGGAGUGAUGAUGAUGAGGACGAGGAGGAGGGGGAUGGUGGGGAUGAAGAGGGGAUCAAGACGAGGGCGUUUGAUCAGCUCGCUAACCUCGAUAAGGCCCAGGCGGAGGAGGGGCCGAGUAAGGGGUUGAUGGGGAUGAAGUUUAUGCAGAAGGCGAGGGAGAGGGAUAUGGUUCGGGCAAAAGAAGCGGAGGAGGAGGCCAAGAGGGAUAUCAUGCUCUUUGGGCAGGAGGGGCAGGGGAGCGAUGAGGAGGAAGAUGAGGCGCAGGUGCUCAAGCUCGGAGAAGGGAGGAUGGUUUUUGCUGGUCCGACACCUACCACCGGCUCCGCUUCCGGUCCGUCCGUACCUGAACCUACCCAACCCACUCCCACAUCGACCGGCAACAGGCGCUCAGCAUUGACGGCCCCCCGCUCCCCUUCCCCUGAGGUGAACCCCUGGCUCACCGCUCCCACAUCCACCGCCGGACCGUCCCGGAAACGCAACCUCGUCGGGCUCGGUACCGCUGCCGACAAGGCCACCCAGUCACUCAAGAAGGCCAAGCGCAAGGGCACCGCCGUGGACGAUAUGAUCGAAGACGAGCGCGUCGAUAUCGUCCUCGACGAAACGGCCGCGCCCGCCCGCAUCGUCGAGGGCAAAAAGAGCGUGACGUUCGCAGCUGCCAAUGGGAACAAGGUACAGGGAGACCUUAUGCCUUCUCGGCCGGCGAUGUUCAAGCAGCGCGAUCUCGUAGCUGAGGCGUUUGCGGGCGAUGAUGUCGUGGUGGACUUUGCGAAGGAAAAGGCGAGGCAGAUGGAGAUGGACGCGCCAAAGAUUGAGGAUACGUCUUUGAUGGGAUGGGGCUCAUGGGGCGGCAAAGGCCUCAAAAAGCGCAAAACGACCAACCCGCGCUUCCUCCUCAAAACCGCCGGAACAGAAGCUGCCGCUCGAAAAGAUUUCGGCCAGUCCAACGUCAUCAUCUCGGAACGUUCCGAGCGCAAGGCGAAACAGUUCUUACCGAAAGAUUUGCCCUACCCGUACACGUCGGUGGCGCAGUAUCAGGCGAGCUUGGCCCAGCCUGUGGGCGGGGAGUGGAAUAGUCGGACGGCGGUGCAGAGGGAGACGAUGCCUAGGGUUAUCAAGAAGGUGAGUUCUUUCUUGCUUGGUCGCAUCGAGAAGAUUGCAGAUGGGGAUGCGAAUCGGAAUUGUGCUGAUCCGUUCAGCCUGGAGCUAUUAUUGAGCCUGUGCGGAGGUUGUUCUGAGUGA
This is a messenger RNA of Dioszegia hungarica, 3048 nucleotides long. RefSeq names its product Utp14 protein-domain-containing protein. The coding region runs from base 1 to 3048 and encodes 1015 amino acids. Gene Ontology annotation, cellular component: nucleolus; small-subunit processome. The transcript is spliced from 6 exons. NCBI's taxonomy places the organism in Eukaryota, Fungi, Basidiomycota, Tremellomycetes, Tremellales, Bulleribasidiaceae. The record is from RefSeq and is a predicted model, not a curated record. Gene Ontology annotation, biological process: rRNA processing.